GGCCGGGAGGUGGCAGGGGGCCGCGGAGACGUCGGCUACCGACUCGUCCUGCCAUGUGACGCCGCCCUCCGCCCGGCGAUCCCCCGUGCGCCCCGGGCCCGAGCCCGCGCUCUGUCGCGCGGCACAUCAUGCUGCUGCCCGGCCACGCGCGCCCACCCUCCGCCGCGCAACCCGCGCAGCAUCCCGGCCUCCGCAGGCAGGUGGAGCCUCCCGGGCAGCUCCUACGUCUCUUCUGCUGCACCGUCCUGGUCUGCUCCAGAGAGAUCUCGGCGCUCACCGACUUCUCCGGUUACCUAACCAAACUCCUGCAAAACCACACCGCCUAUGCCUGUGACGGGGACCAUUUGAAUCUGCAGUGUCCUCGGCAUUCCACGAUAAGUGUCCAGUCGGCAUUUUAUGGGCAAGAUUACCAAAAGUGUAGUCCGCAGCAGCCUGCCUCCCAGAGGGAAGACAGCCUAACCUGUGUGGUGCCCACCACACUGCAGAAGGUGCUGGACGAGUGUCAGAACCAGCGGGCCUGCCACCUCCUGGUCAAUAGCCGUGUUUUUGGACCUGACCUUUGUCCAGGAAGCAGUAAAUACCUCCUGGUCUCCUUUAAAUGCCAACCUAAUGAAUUAAAAAACAAAACCGUGUGUGAAGACCACGAGCUGAAACUGCACUGCCACGAGUCCAAGUUCCUCAACAUCUACUCUGCGACCUACGGCAGGAGGACCCAGGAGAGGGACGUCUGCACCUCGGAAGCCGGGCGGCUCCCCCCCUUUGACUGUCUGUCUUACUCGGCUCUGCACGUGUUAUCCAGGAGAUGUUAUGGGAAGCAGAGAUGCAAAGUCCUCGUCAACAACCACCACUUCGGAAGCCCCUGUCUGCCAGGAGUGAAAAAAUACCUCUCGGUCUUCUAUGCGUGUGUUCCCAAGAAUAUACUCACAGCAAUUGAUCCAUCAGUUGCUAAUAUAAAACCUUCUGUGAAGCAGAAAGAUGGCGACUACGGUGUAGACCUUGACCCAAGGGAACCGAGGAUUCUGAGGAAAGAUGGCGUGAUUGUCAGCCACUCGUUGGCAGCAUUUGCUUACAUUAGAGUGCAGGGGGCCUGUUGGAUUCUUGGUCAGGAAACUAGAUCCCACAUGCUGCAACAACAACAAAAAAAGGUCCCGCGUUCCUCAACUAAGACCCAGCACAGCCAAAUAAAAUAUUAAAGAAGACAGACUUUAAAUUUGACACAGCAACUGCAGCCUUCUACAUUCCAGAAGCACAGAGAUCUGAAUUUAGGUACUGGUCCACUGGCAAUCAACAAGAGAACCACAAACACUUAAGUCACACUCUCCAGCAGCUGGUCUCCAGGGGAAUUUUCCACUUUGCAAAGUAGGAAGCUGAGGAAUGCAUUUUCCGGCUUGAAAACUUGGGAAGGGCACAGGAUUAUUGAAUUCCACCCUUGGCUGGAAGAACAUUGAGCCGAAAGAUGACUUACUGAACAGAACAGGUCAUGGUCUGUGGAGGCAGAGACCCUUUCUGAGUCACCAGCAUUACUGUUCGCGGUUGCCAAGGCUUCCCUGGAUAAUCUUCCCCUCGAGGAUCAAUCAGACUCCAUCCUCCUUAAUUAGCAGAGCCCGAAUGGCUCGUCUGCAAGGGCAUGGUGCACGCUGUCUUUCCUCGUCAGCCUCUCUGCUUACCUCUGGAUGGACCGUAUUUUGGAAUGUUGACUCUGCAAGUUUCGGCAAUGCCUGCCUGACUCUGUUCAGGGGGCCAAAAUUUCUGAGAACUUUUGUAAAAUACAUGGUAACAGAACACAUUAUGGCAUGACUUAUUCAAGCCCUUGCCAGAGCUGGGGCUAUUUGGAGUAAGCCUUCCAUAGAGGAUAAUAAAGGCUUGAGGAGACACCUCAACACAGGAGCUGGAGUAAUCUUGAGACCUUCUUACCAAUAUUCUCCUUGUGUGGUGGUUGUGUGGUUGUUGAGAGUCCUCUCCUUUCUAACCACCAUCCCAUUUCUGUUCCUGAUAAUUGUCAAACUUAAGAGAUAUACGGGAUUUUAUUGUUGGAAAUAUCUCAUAUUUUCAGAGUCCUUAGAGAGCCCCUUGGUGGAAAGGCCAUGUGAAAAUCCUUUGCAGAGAGGCAUGACGACUAGGCUGCUUAUGUGCUGCGGCCACUCUGGGCUGUACCAUUCUCCUCAACAACUGUCUUGUUCAGCUCAGGCGGCCUUAACAAGACACCAUGGACUGGGUGGCUUAAAUGACAGAAUUGUAUUUUCUUCCUGGCUUGAAGGCCAUGCUCAAGGUUCCAGCAGGCCUGGUGCCUAGUGAGGGCUGUCUUCAUGGCUUGUAGACAACCUUUCCCUGUGUCCUCACACAGC
Molecule: messenger RNA, 2345 nt
Organism: Dama dama (fallow deer)
Lineage: Eukaryota; Metazoa; Chordata; Mammalia; Artiodactyla; Cervidae
Gene: EVA1C
Product: eva-1 homolog C
Exons: 8
Coding region: 129-1193 (354 amino acids)
Cellular component (GO): extracellular region
Molecular function (GO): heparin binding; carbohydrate binding
Source: RefSeq, a predicted model, not a curated record